GUAUGCAGCCAAAGACAAGAAGACACUCCAGGCUCACCACAUAACCCACGUCCUGAACGCAGCGGAUGGGAAGUUUAACGUGAACACGGGCUACUACAGGGAACACCUUUGGAGCCAUUCCAGAUGGCCUCCUUUGACCUCUGCUUCUUCUUCUGCUCUACUGCUUCUGCUCUACUUCUUCUGCUCUACAGCCAACUUCACCAAGACCGCCCUGAGCUCGCCCAACAAUAAGCCUGGCAGGUGUUGGUCCACUGCGCUGGGUCUGAGUCGCCCCUCCAGUCUGGUCCUGACCUACCUGAUGAUCGAUGAGGAACUGACCUCUGGUGGAGAGGAUACCAUCAUGGCCGCAAACAGGAACAUCUGUGCCAUGCUGGAUUCCCUGGAGCAGUAG
Oncorhynchus gorbuscha (pink salmon) is the source of this 391-nucleotide messenger RNA. RefSeq names its product dual specificity phosphatase 29-like. Gene Ontology annotation, molecular function: protein tyrosine/serine/threonine phosphatase activity; MAP kinase phosphatase activity. Lineage: Eukaryota; Metazoa; Chordata; Actinopteri; Salmoniformes; Salmonidae. Gene Ontology annotation, cellular component: cytoplasm. The annotation marks the transcript as partial. The record is from RefSeq and is a predicted model, not a curated record. Gene Ontology annotation, biological process: negative regulation of MAPK cascade; protein dephosphorylation. The transcript is spliced from 2 exons.